AUGGGUUUCUUAGGAAAUGUUUCUAUAUUAGUGUUGAGCAACAACAAUCUUAGUGGAGAAAUUCCUUCUUCCUUGCAAAAUUGUUCUAUUGUGAGCAUGGAUUUUGGGGGGAAUCGUCUCUCGAGGAAUCUUUUGUCAUGGAUAGAGUCAGACAUCUUCAUGCUACGCCUACGAUCAAAUCUAUUAAGUGGAAUCAUCCCUCGAAAAUGGUGCAAUCUUUAUAAACUUUGCAUCCUAGAUUUUGCACAAAAUAAUCUCUCUGGGGGCAUUCUAGAUUGUUUCAACAAUUUUACUGCUAUGGUUGAUCACGGUGCCUUUGGGUACAAGCCUAUUGAAAACUAUACAGAGAAAGCAUACAUAGUGACAAAAGGAAGAGAGUAUGAAUAUGAUCGCACUCUCCAACUUGUUACCUGCAUUGAUCUUUCAGGGAAUAGUUUGACUAGGGAAAUUCCUAUUCAAAUAACAAGCCUCACAAGAUUGGGUACGCUAAAGUACUUGUCAAUGAAUCAUCUAGCUAGAAGCAUUCCUAAGAAUAUAGGAAACAUGCGGUGGCUGGAAACACUUGAUCUCUCAAACAAUAGACUUUUUGGACCUAUUCUUGGAAGCAUGUCUUCUUUGACUUCCUUAGUACACUUGAACCUAUCUUUUAACAAGUUGAUAGGAAGAAUCCCAUAUGGUAAUCAGCUUCAAACACUAAAUGAUGCAACCAUAUAUAAGGGAAACCCUUCGUUGUGUGGGUUUCCUCUUUCGACCAAGUGCCCAGGAGAUGAAACAUUUGAUGGCCUAAGUAUUACCAGUGUUGAUGACAAACAAGGUGGAGAUGAUUAUGAAAGGAUAUGGUUCUAUGCUAGCAUCGGACUCGGGUUUGUUGUAGGAUUUUGGAGUGUUUGUGGGACCCUACUAUUGAAGAAGUCAUGGAGGCACUGUUACUUUCGUUUUUGUGAUGACAUCAAAGAUAGGAUAGCAUUGCUAAUUGCAUUGAGAGUAGUUCAUUUGAAAAAGAAAUUUGGGUUGGAAAAAAAAUUGAAGUUUGUAGAUUGGAAAGUUGGUGUAGUUCUAAAUUUGAGGUAUGCAUGUGUUUUGAUCUUAAGUUAA
Molecule: messenger RNA, 1095 nt
Organism: Quercus lobata
Lineage: Eukaryota; Viridiplantae; Streptophyta; Magnoliopsida; Fagales; Fagaceae
Product: receptor-like protein EIX2
Exons: 1
Coding region: 1-1095 (364 amino acids)
Molecular function (GO): protein binding
Source: RefSeq, a predicted model, not a curated record